AUGGAUGCAAGAUCUGCGUUGACUCGAAACUCCGCUGCUGCACGAGAUGAUCCAAUGCUGAGAUCACCCCCCAAGACCAAAUCCUCGAAGGUCCCAGCCCCAGCUCCAGAUGCUGUUGAGGACGUUAAGAAAGAUGUUCCCAAAAAUCCCCUGUUCAUAGCUCGUCCCAAAAAUUUCCGAAUCGGCAAUGCUGUUCAGCACAAGCGCGAUCUUACUCAUUUCGUCAAGUGGCCCAAAUAUGUUCAACUGCAGAGGAAGAAGAUGAUCCUAAAGCAACGGAUGAAGAUCCCUCCAACUAUUGCGCAGUUCAGCCAUACACUCGACAAGAACACUGCCACCCAAUUGUUCAGAUUUUUGAACAAGUACCGUCCUGAGAGCAAGCAGGAGAAAAAAGCCCGUUUGAAUGCUAUCGCUACUGCAACCGCAGAGUCAGGGGAAACCCAGGACAAGCGAACCCCAAAGCCUUUGUUCGUCAAGUAUGGUCUCAAACACGUCGUCGCUCUCAUUGAGGCCAAGCAGGCGAACUUGGUCGUCCUUCCACAUGACGUUGAUCCUAUUGAACUUGUUCUCUACAUUCCUACUCUGUGUCGUAAGAUGGGCGUUCCGUAUGUUAUUGUUAAGGGAAAAUCUCGACUUGGGACGGUCGUGCACAAGAAGACAGCUACUAUCCUUGCCAUUCAAGACGUGAAGAGUGAGGACGAACGGGAACUUGCUACACUUGUCGCUGCCGCCAAGGCCAACUUCACUGACAAAUAUGAGGAGCAGCGACGUCAUUGGGGCGGUGGUAUCCGCGGUAGAAAAUCGGCAGCCAGGCUCAUCAAGCGCUCCAAGGAAACUGGCAUCACCAUUGCCAGCCCGUAUUCGCUGUGAAUCUUUUGCCUCGUCAUUUAUCGGUGGUUCUUGGAGUGCAAGGUGGUACAUGAACAUUUAUGUCCAAUGGCAUCGACAGGAUGCUAUCAUGCCUCCAUGUCUAUACCUCAUGAAUACAUGUCUGCUGUUCGUUUCUUCGCGUCCUCCUUCCCUAGUAUUGUUCAGUCCCCCCUGUCGACAAGAACUGCGCCACUGGAAAUCUUAAUAUAUGGCUGAGCUGGUUGCGCG
Molecule: messenger RNA, 1098 nt
Organism: Cantharellus anzutake
Lineage: Eukaryota; Fungi; Basidiomycota; Agaricomycetes; Cantharellales; Hydnaceae
Product: L30e-like protein
Exons: 5
Coding region: 1-870 (289 amino acids)
Biological process (GO): ribosome biogenesis
Cellular component (GO): ribonucleoprotein complex
Source: RefSeq, a predicted model, not a curated record